Apis cerana (Asiatic honeybee) is the source of this 2000-nucleotide messenger RNA. RefSeq lists its product as uncharacterized. The record is from RefSeq and is a predicted model, not a curated record. NCBI's taxonomy places the organism in Eukaryota, Metazoa, Arthropoda, Insecta, Hymenoptera, Apidae.
UCCAUUCUUAUUAAAUUAACACUUAAAUGCAAAUAAAGUAUUUUAUGCUGUACAUAUCAUAAAUACAUAUUUGAAAUAGAAUUGUGAAAAUAUUCAAAAUAUGAAUUUAAAUUAAAUAAUUCAAAGAUAUAUGUAUGUAUCACACAUUUGUGAAAAAUUAAUAUAACUAAAAAAUUAUGAUUUUAAAGGAAAUUUUUUAUUGGAAUCACUAGAAGAAUACCAUGUCAAAGUAUCAAAUUGAAAGUUUAUGAUUUGUAAAGAUAUUUAUUAUUAAAACAAGUAAGUAUUUACUAUUAAAACAAAUGUAUUUUACUAUUAAAACAAAAAUAAUAAUAGUUUUUUUUAUAUCAAUAAUUUAAUAACUACAAAUUUUGAAUUAUAUCAUUUUCCUAACAAUUGUGCAAUAUUCAACAGUAAUAUUCUAACAAAAAAUCAAUAUAUUCUGUAUAAUAUUUAUUUAUAUUAUCCUAUGUGAGUAUAUAUUAUCUUUUCUUAAUAAAUUAUUUAAUAAAUUAAUAUUUUAUAUAGAAAUAGAUAAGAAAAUAAGUAUAGAAUAAAUGUAAAAAAAAAAAUGAUUUUAAUUUAUUUUAUUUUUAUAUAUUAUUUUAUUAUUAUUCUAUAUAUUAUUUUUAUAUUUAUAAAAUUUCAUUUUGAAUUAAUGAAUCAUUUUGACAAGCAGACAACAAAAUUUUUUAAAUUAUUAUAAUUAUAUGUUUAUGAUAUAUAAUUUAAAGAUUUACUUAUUAAAUAAAUAUAUUGAAUAAUGAAAUCUAAAGUUAUUUUAAUUAUAUAAAUUAUAUACAUAUUAAUAUAUAUUAAUUAUAUAAAUAUUAGUAAAUUGUUAUAGUUUUCUUUAUUUAUUAAAUUUAGUAAAUAGGAUAGUAUUUGAAAUUUCCCACAUUUAAAAUGUUAAUAGCAUAUUGUAUUGAAUUUGCUAAAAAAAUUAUUAUAAUAGAUUAUUUUUAUAGAAUACAAGAUGUAUGUAAGAGGUAAUAUAUAUUGUUUGAAAUAAUCUAUUAUUUUUUUAACGGCAUUAAUUAUUAAUAUAUAAACUUUAAAUCAUUAAAUACAUGAAAGGUUAGUCAUCUGAUCUUCUACAUGAAUAUGCUUGAAGCUUUAAGAUCUUCUAGGUUAUAUGGAAAAUGUAUAAAUAACCUUAAUGUUCGGUAAUAACGCAAAAAUUGUACACAAUGUACCAACAAAAAAAAAAAACCGAAAUAGAAGUUUUUCGGGAAAUGAUUCCAGAUGCAACACCAGAAACUAUGGCGAUUUUUCAAGAUUGUAUGAAAACAGACGCUUUUUUUAAAUCUGCUCUUCCUUAUUCAUGUUUAAGUUCAUUUCUAGCAUAUUUGGUAUUACCUAAGACUUCAGGUAUGGCUAAACCUUUUGUGACAGGACUUAUAGGUAUAUCAAUGUAUGUAUUUGGUAAAAUAACAUAUACACCUGUAUGUUAUCGAAAAGCAUUUGGUACACGACCAAUAACUAAGCCUAUUGAGAAAAGAAAACAAUUGCAAAAUACUGAUGAUAUUGAGAGUUUUGCUCAAGAUCAAGAAAAAUAUUCUAUACAUUUUGAUAAUGUAACUGAAGAAAAAUCAGUGUGGGAUAAUCUUGAUACACAAUCUGAGAGCAAUAAUAUAAAGUACAAACGCAAACAUCAAAAUCAUUGGAAUGUCAACAGAAUAAACUUCCAAAAGAAUCAGCAAUUCCUGAAGGAGAAUUCGACGAAAAAAAUACUUGGGAUUGAACAUGUGUAUUUUUUAAAUUUUUAAUAAAAGUUUUAAUAAUAAAAAUAGCAACACAAAUUCAUAAAAUUCAUAAAAUUUUUUCAUCAAUUUCUUUUUAUGUUAAAUUUUUUUUUGCAAAUAUUUUUCAAAACAUUUUGAAAACUGGUGUUUAUAUUUGAAAUAAAUAUUAUGUCUGUAAUUCAUCAAUAAGGAUAUAUAACAAUAUGAAUAAAUUGUAUUUAAAGUUAAAAAAUAAUAAAUUAUAUAUUUGAAAUA